Ichthyophthirius multifiliis is the source of this 575-nucleotide messenger RNA. RefSeq lists its product as hypothetical. The transcript has 4 exons. Gene Ontology annotation, cellular component: nucleus; transcription regulator complex; chromatin. Lineage: Eukaryota; Ciliophora; Oligohymenophorea; Hymenostomatida. Gene Ontology annotation, biological process: regulation of transcription by RNA polymerase II; cell differentiation; negative regulation of G1/S transition of mitotic cell cycle. The record is from RefSeq and is a predicted model, not a curated record. Gene Ontology annotation, molecular function: RNA polymerase II transcription regulatory region sequence-specific DNA binding.
AACAAUUAAUUAAUGAUAAAUAAGAAGGACAAAAUAUAGAAAAAUUCUUUAGAAGAUUGUUACAUUAAUGUGCUUAUAUAAUAAAUUAAAUAUGUUCAUAAUUAAAGUUAAAUGAAAAAAUAAGCGAAGCAGUAUGGAUUACAAUGAAGCACAUAUUAGGAAAUUAAUCUGAAUUGUUAAUAAAUAGACAUAUUGAUUAAUUAAUAUUAUGUUGCAUUUAUUCUUAUUGUAAAAUCUGCAAAAUAAAUAUUUUAUUUAAAUCUAUUAUUUAAGUUUAUGAAAAUCUUAAUUAACAUAAUAGUAAUAUGAUAAGAGAACUUAUUUAUGAUAUGCCUUUAGGAGAAAACAAUAAAACAGGUGACAUAGUGACUUUAUACAAUAAUAUAUUUAUUUAAUCUGUGAAAAAUUAUAUUCUUAAUACAGCUAAAAAUAUUAAUUCUACAAAUGAAAUUAUUAAUAAUACAAAUCAAAUCAAAAAUCCUGCAAUUACAACUCCUAUAUUCACUUCUCCAUUAAAAUCUAUGCUUCCUUCAGAUGUUAGAAAGUCCCUUUAGAAAAUGCCAAAUCAUUUAUGA